Brassica napus (rape) is the source of this 4738-nucleotide messenger RNA. RefSeq names its product protein ARABIDILLO 2-like. Bases 1474 to 4242 code for a protein of 922 amino acids. The record is from RefSeq and is a predicted model, not a curated record. NCBI's taxonomy places the organism in Eukaryota, Viridiplantae, Streptophyta, Magnoliopsida, Brassicales, Brassicaceae. The transcript has 10 exons. Gene Ontology annotation, molecular function: protein binding.
AUUAAAAUACUUAAACGAACGUUAUUCAUUCAUAUUUUUAAUUUAUAUUCCAUAUGUGUUGGUAAAAAACGGUUUUGAUAUUAAUAGCAGCAACAAACAAGGUGCCUCUUUCUCUUGUACUUCUGCUUUUAUGCAAUUGUUUACUCAUAAAUGAGCGUGUGUCUGUAUGUGAUUUAGUUUUAUUUUUGCUGGUCUCUUUCUCUACUUUGUUACAGUUUUUUGGAUUUUACUCUGAAGCAUGAGUUAUGUGAGUCAAUCUAUUGAAUAAAAUCUUAACUAUUAAAGAAGAAACCCCCUCUUGGGCAUAAAACACAUUCUGUCAUUUAUGGUUUAUGAUAGUUGUCAUUUUCACAGAAAGAAAUUUAGCAGUCUUAAAUUGUUGAAGUAACAUCCAAAACAAUUAAUUAAUCAUGAGAAAAUCUUAAUUACUAAAGGCGCAAGACACAUGUCCCUUAAGUCUUACUUACCAUAUGCUACUGUAAGAAAUUAGCUACAAUUAAUUAAAGAAAUCUAAAUGUUGAUUAUAUACCAAACAAAUUUAUAUAAAGAGAUUGUGUCUGUAUAUAUAUUUCAAAAAUUAGCUAUAAUCAAUAAACAAAUCCACACAUACUUAUAAAAAUUAAUGAAAAUACUAUGUAUUCACUAAACAAAUCUACACUUACUUUUCAAAAUUAAUUGAAAAUACCAUCUUAAAAUAUUAUGAAUAUGCUAACAAUUUUUAGUUCAUAUCUUUAAAAAUCUGUAAGAACUUGCUUAGGAUAAGUUUUGAUUUAAUAACUUAAACUAAAAAAACAUUUUUACAUAAUUAGUAUAUUUAAACACUAAAAUAAAUUAUAUGAAAAUUAAAGUAAUCCGUUAACAACGUGCGAACCUAACCAAGAUAAUUUAUCCUUUAAAAACGCGCGAAACUAACCAACAUUAAUAUUUUAAAGUAAGCUGUUAACAGCGUGCGAAACUAACGAACAUUAAGAUUUCAAAAUACCGUUAAUCACGCGCGAAACUUUUAAUAAAUUAGUUAUAUAUUAUUUGAAAGUUAGAUACUAAUUUAUCAUACAAUAUCUUAUUUUAAAAACAUAACAAUGCUAUCUAUCCAAACAAUUCAAAGGAAAUGGCAAUAUUAGGGGAAAAAAUCUUUUUUUUUUGAAACAAUGGGAAAAUUUAAUAAUACUUUUAAAAGUUUACAAGAAAAAGUGGAGUGGUAUCGUGGUUACUGGCACUAUAUAAUGUACCGUGCCAAGGAGGUGAUAGAUACUUCUCUCUUACAAUACAAUCUGCUUAUAUAAGCUCUCUUCUCGUGUCUCUCUCUCUCUCUCUCUUCACCUUCAUUCCUCAGUUCCUCAGAUACUUCCUUCUUCUUUCUCUGUCUCUCGGAAUAAAAGAAUACAAAGUUCUUCUCUUUUGUUCCAAAGGUUUUGAGUUUUGUAAGCGGAGUAGGUGCAAGAGGAUUGUUUGGUAGAGUAUAUACAUCUGAUCAUGAAUCCUAGGGUGCGUCAGAGAGUUGAUGAAGAUGGUUCGGAUAUGAAUCGUAAGGUGCGUCAGAGAGUUGAUGAAGAUGGUAAGGAUAACGUUGGUGCAGCAAGCUAUCUUCUGACUGGUGAUGAGGAUGCAGCACCAAAGGUUCAAGAGUCGUCUAAGGAUUGGUCUAGUCUGACUUACGACCUGAUGCUUCACGUGUUCACUCUACUGGACAACCGCGACCGAGCUAGCUUAGCAUCCACCUGUACGACAUUGAGAAGCCUCGGUGCUUCUCCUCACCUCUGGAGUUCUUUGGAUCUCCGCGCUCACAGGUUUGAUGAUUCAGCAGCAGCUUCUCUCGCAGAUAGAUGUGCUGAUCUUGAGAAGGUUAGGUUUGAUGACCUUGACUCCGCUGCCGCCUUGGUUAAUCUCAAAGCAAAGAAGCUGCGUGAGAUAACCGGCGAAUCUUGUGAGAACCUAACAGAUGCUACGUUGGCUAUGAUCAUUGCACGCCAUGAAGCUCUUGAGAGCCUCGACCUAGGACGAGGCUUCGGCGAGAGGAUCACUAGCCAGGCUAUAAAGAUAAUAGCCAUUUGCUGUCCCAAACUUAAGAAACUCCGUAUCUCUAGAAUGAUAGACGUUAGCGCCGAGGCGAUUCUAUCUCUGGCCGAGCACUGCCCCCUGCUAAGCGAUGUUGGGUUCUUGGAUUGUCUGAACAUCAACGAAGAAGCUCUGGGGAAAGUGGUUUCUCUUCGCUACCUCUCCGUCACCCGGACGAUAAACAUGAACUGGAGAGCUGCAGAAGAGAGUUGGGGGAAGCUUCCGAACUUAACCGGUUUGGAUGUCUCGAGAACCGGCGUUAACCACGAGACGGUUUCGAGGCUGUUGACAACGUCCAAGAGUUUGAAAGUUGUGUGUGCUUUAAACUGCCCCGUGCUCGAACACGAUGCAGAUUUCAACCCUGGUAGAUUCGAAGGAAAGCUCUUGAUUGCUAAGUUUAAUAAUACUUUACAUGGGAUUGCUCCUCUAUUUUUCGAAGAUAACUCAUCAUCAGAGAUGAUGCCAGAGGAUGAUACAAGGCGUUGGCUCGAGGGGAACCUUUCUCGCACGCUUCUAUCUUUGACAGAAAGCAACUUACUAGGACUGAACGGUUUCUGGCAGAAGGAUGGAGCUAAGUUGUUUCUUAGGCUAAUGCAAAGCUCGCAAGAGGAAGUCCAAGAGAGAGCAACCCGAGGACUUGCAUCUUUCAUCCAUUUGAGUGAUGACAGUGAUAGUAUAUACCGCGAAAGAGCCGAUUCAGUUGUGCGUGAUGGAGGCAUCCCGAUUCUGUUUAAACUUACUGAAUCUUGGAAAGAAAGUUUCCAGGCGGAAGCUGCCAAGGCUAUUGCGAACUUGUCUUUGAAUGCUGAUGCUGCAAAGGCUGUUGCUGAAGCAGGAGGGGUCAGUGUUCUUCUCGGUUUAGCCAAGUCUAGGAAUAGACUUGUGGCUCAAGAAGCUGCUGGUGCAAUAUGGAAUCUCUCUCUUGGAGAUGCAUAUAAGGCCAUUUCACGAGAUGGAGGAGUGAAUGUGUUGAUGGAUCUUCUCUCUAGAUGGUCAUAUGACUAUGGUGAACUUAUGGAGCGUGCUGCUGGUGCAUUAGCUAAUUUAGCAGGAGACGAAAACUGCAGCAUUGAUAUUGCAAAAGCAGGAGGUGCGAAUGCCUUGGUGAUGCUGGCUCGAAACUGCGAGUAUGCAGGAGCACGAGAACAUGCGGCUCGUGGUUUAGCUAAUCUGGCUGCUCAUGAUGAUAGCAACAAUAACAAUGCUGCUAUUGGAGAAGUGCCUCGUGCCUUGGAAACUAUUAUUCAGCUGACGAGGUCCCGUCAUGGUGGUGUUAGACAAGAAGCUGCUGGUGCUCUUUGGAAUUUGGCAUACGAUGAAAAUAAUAGAAAAUUGAUUGCUGAACUGGGUGGUGUUGAAGCCUCGGUGGCACUUGCCAACUACUGUAUGGAUAAUACAUCAAGUGAUCUGCAAAAGAGUGCAGCUGGUGCUCUUUGGAAUCUAUCAAACUCAGAAGAGCACAGCAUUGUAAUUGGACGUGAAGGUGGUAUACCUCCUCUAGUUGCUCUUGCACGAUCUGAAUAUGAGGAUGUGCAUGAAGUUGCUGCAGGAGCUCUAUGGAAUCUUUCUUUUACUCAUGUCAAUGCUCUCCUCAUUGUGGAGGAAGAAGGAGUUCUAGCGCUUGGUCGCAUGUGUACUUCUUCUCCUUCCAAAAUGGCUCGCUUCCUGGCAGCAUUAACAUUAGCAUACAUCUUUGAUGGAAGGUUGGAUGGAAGUGUAAGGGCUUCUCCUAAACACUUGGCUAAUGUUAGAAGAAGCGGGCUUAAAUACAUUGAAAGUUACAUUGACACUUUCAUGGAUCCACAAACCCUUGCAACUGCUGCUUCAUCUUAUACUUCAUCUAUGUUAGCAAAAGUAUUGAAGAGAGUUCGUAUCCCAGAAGCUGACAUCUUGAAAUGUAGUGGUAAAGAAAUUGAAAGGUUUGUUACUAUGCUGCGUAACCCUUCUCCUGUACUCAAAAAACUUGCAGCCUUUGCGCUUCUCCAGUUCACAGUACCGGAAGCUAGUCAUGCCAAGCAUCAUGUAAGCUUGAUGCAUGACGCUGGAGAUCCUAAACAUUUGCGUAUUGGUGCUGCAGCUACAAAUAUGCCUCAUGAAGCUAAGAUUUUUGCGAAAAUUGUGCUUCGCAACCUUGAGCAUCACCAGCCAGAAUGUUCAAAAGGAAAGACAGCAUCAACUUCUAAAUAGGAUUUGGGCGCCUAUUUCAUUAGCAUUUCUUUAGUGAAUAGACUAUUUAUGUAUCUCUCAGACCAUACAAAUCAAGACGGAAGCAAAGAAUCAGAGGUACAUCAAGACUAUGGUCUCAGAAGAUGUUUGAUCCAUAUUAAAGACAAGAAAGGUGUUGUGGUAUAAUAUUUAUGUUGGCUUGUUAUGUUUAUCAAUCUUCUUCUGAGAUUUCUUCUGUAACAAAAGACCUUUGUUUUUCAUCAUAUAUAUAUAUAAUAUUUACCUUUUGAGAGAGAUUAUGCAGAGUUGUUCUUGGCUUUUACUUUCAAGUUAGCAACCUAGAAACGUUAACUACUUAAGCAAUAUCUAGCUACUUAACUACAUUCCCAAACUUUCAUUCGAUCCCUCAAAUAUAUUAUUUGCGGAUAACAUAUUUUUGAUGUUUUUAGGGGUUGACAGUGUAGUGAUUAAGAAAUCCGAGAUCUGAAAAUGUUCACAUUAGACUGACGAAUAUCUU